This is a messenger RNA of Annulohypoxylon maeteangense, 1212 nucleotides long. RefSeq lists its product as uncharacterized. Bases 100 to 1086 code for a protein of 328 amino acids. Lineage: Eukaryota; Fungi; Ascomycota; Sordariomycetes; Xylariales; Hypoxylaceae. The transcript has 7 exons. The record is from RefSeq and is a predicted model, not a curated record.
UCGUCUUCUUUAUCUUCGUCGUUGUCGCCACCGCUAUCGGUCGCUUUGAGUGGCUCUGUUUCCGCACAAACAGACUUGCGCCCACGCCCCUAGGUAGCCAUGUACUCGUCGUACUCCGUUGCGGCAGCCGUGUGCAGCUGCGUGUUCCCGACCUUAGCUAUUAUUGCCGUGGGGUUCAGGCUGAGGGCGCACCUGUUGCAGCAAUCGAAGCUGGGGCCGGAUGACUGGCUGACACUCGUUGCGCUGGCGCUUGCCAUUUCAUACUGCUGCCUUGUUCUGUAUGGCUCAUUUCACGCAAGUAUCGGACAGGAUUUGAGUACUAUUACCCCAGACGAGUAUACCAACUACCAAAAGCACUUGUAUUUUGGCGUUAUUCUUGCACAUUUGUCCUACGGAUUUGUUAAGCUCGCCGUAUUGCAGUUUUACAAGCGCAUAUUCGCAGUUGCAAGCUUCGUUCUCUACGCGAACGUCAUCAUUUCUAUUGUAAUCCUGUUCAUGAUAGCCGCCACAUUUACCCAGAUAUUUUCCGCUUGGCCUAUCUACAACUGGUGGACGCUAGGCGAAACUUAUACUAUCAACUAUGGCGCAUUCCUCACCUCAUUUGCGGCCAUCGAUCUCGCCCUCGACAUCGCCAUCUUGUCUCUUCCGAUACCGAUCAUCAAUAGCCUGCACAUGAAUAGGAGACGGAAGCUCCUACUACUAGGUGUCUUCUGGAUGGGCUUUUUCUGCGUCGUCGCAACUACUGUUCGACUUUAUUUCGGAUAUAAGCUAAGCCAGGCUGGAUCUGGGCGGCCCGUGUCCGACGAAGAGUUCUCAUACGUUUCCGUCAACAACGUAAUCUGGGCCGAAUUAGAAAGCUGCUGCUCCAUCAUCGCUGGUUGCCUGCCCACCUACGGUCCGCUCAUACGCUCCUUUUCCUUCACCGAGUUCUUUACUAGCAUCUUCAACUCGCUGCUCAGCUCGGUGAAACGUAAAAGUGUCAAUCAGUCUAGUAAAGGCGACCAGAAGGAUACAUGGUACCCGCUUUCGGAAAACCAGGGCAAUUCGACAAACGUUGAGAACAGUAGUGAAAUUAGAUUAAAUUAAGACGAUGGCGUGUUCCCAUCCUGGUCAAUCUUGUUGAAGACAUCUUGGAUAGGUGGACGAAGAUAAAUGAUAUAAUCAGACUCUCUUCAUGAGUGAACUGUGAUACGGGCAUUACUUAGAACGUUG